This is a messenger RNA of Labrus bergylta (ballan wrasse), 2647 nucleotides long. RefSeq names its product Na(+)/H(+) exchange regulatory cofactor NHE-RF2 (gene nherf2). Gene Ontology annotation, cellular component: apical plasma membrane. The record is from RefSeq and is a predicted model, not a curated record. Gene Ontology annotation, molecular function: signaling receptor binding; protein-membrane adaptor activity. Gene Ontology annotation, biological process: protein localization to plasma membrane. NCBI's taxonomy places the organism in Eukaryota, Metazoa, Chordata, Actinopteri, Labriformes, Labridae.
CAGCAGGACAUGUUCUUUUGCAUCUAAAUGGCAUUAAACUUCCUCAGACACCCUGUUCGCAGGUUUCCAUUGUGCAGAUCGGGGCUGCGCUGCUGUCGUCAGGUGUGCGCUGAUGAAGGGGACGCAGUGGCAUCUGUUGUUGACGCCUCCUUUAGACUCGCGCCGCGUCGGGCAGGAGGACACACGCCCAGCUGGAAAUAAGUAUUAAGUGUUACGUGCGUUGAGAAUCCUUCUAAUCUCUGAUCUGUUGGAUUACUUCUCUGGUGGACGGGACUUGGCCCCAUCCAUAGUUUUGGCCAUUAUUUUACGCACACUGAAAUCCAUUUUUGCGCGCCCUUAUUUGCGCCUCGGCACCUGCACGAUGGAUUAAACACUCAUUAGUUUUAGCCUAUUUUUUUUUAGUUGUGCUCUCAAAGUAAUUGUGGAUUAUUAAUGGACUCGCAUCAUGCUUAACAAUGAUGAUAUUUUGGUCACUCGGGCGCGCAGCGGUACGUUGGAUUAAGAGCCAGGGACUUUCCACUGCUCUUGGACCAAGCACCUGUUUACUCUCCUGAGACACUCCGACCUGCUUUAGCACUGUUGUCGCGCUGGGAUGGAGAGCGAGCUGAGACCCAGGCUCUGUUUCCUGACCAAAGGUGAGCGCGGUUAUGGCUUUCACCUGCACGGUGAGAGGAACAGAGGCGGACAGUACAUCCGCAAAGUGGAGCCGGGCUCCUCGGCUGAAAUGGCCGGGUUGCGACCAGGGGACCGAGUGGUGGAGGUGAACGGGGAGAAUGUGGAGAAUGAAACCCAUCACCAAGUGGUGAACAGAAUCCGUGAGGUGGCCCACCGCACCAGGCUGCUGGUGGUGGACAAAGUCACAGACGAUUACCUCCACAGCCAUGGCCUGUCCUGCACUGAGGACCUUGCUAUAGAAAUGGGAACCCUCUCCCCGCGCCCUUCGCCCGGACCCACUCCCUCAACUUCUCCCUUGCCCACAGGGAAUUCACCCCUGUCUCCAAAAACUCACCACACACACACAUUUCACCCAACUGCUGCAGACUUGACUACGAACACGAUCCAACGAGGCAAAGUCAGGACAACCUCAGUGACAUCAAGUACAGCAACAGACACAGAGCUGCAGGUGCAGCCCUCACCAGAGCAGACGGUUGAGCGGCUUCCUCGUCUGUGUCAUAUGGUGAAGGGGGAGCACGGCUACGGCUUCAACCUCCACAGUGAUAAGACAAAGAGGGGACAGUUUGUGCGUUCAGUGGACCCUGGCUCAGCUGCUGAGGGUGCAGACAUCAGGUCUGGAGACAGACUAGUGGAGGUGAAUGGAGUGAGCAUAGAUGGCCUAAGGCACUCAGAGGUUGUUGCUCUCAUUAGAGCAGGAGGGCAAGAAGUGCGCCUCCUAGUGGUUGACCUGGAGACAGACGAGCUCUUACACAGACUAGGAAUCACACCCACUACCAGACAUGAAAGAGAGGUUUAUGUGAAUGAAUCAACCACAGACAGCAUCCAACCUACGCCCUCUCCGACCACCGACAUCCCCGCCGCAGAUCCACCGAUCAUUAACGUGACGCUCACAGAUGCCCCAAUCACGAGUUCAUCUCCGAAACCCCGAACCAAUGGGAGCUCUGCAUCUCAGUCAUCAAGAAGUUCCACCACCCAAUCAGAGAUCAGCAGCUCAGACAUGAGCAUCCAGGUCCCAGAUGAGGAUGACAGGCGGGUUUCGGAUCCUUUCAUGGACAGUGGCCUGCGUUUGAGUCCCACAGCUGCCGAAGCUAAACAAAAGGCCCUUGCCAGCCGAAACAAAAAGAGAGCACCUCCUAUGGACUGGAGCAAAAGACAAGAGAUCUUCAGUAACUUCUGAUCCUGGAUUAUUGAGUUAUAGUGCAGUACUACAAGUAGCCAUUGGAGGCACUAGUGCUUUACUGAGUAUUUCCAAUUUAUGCAACUUAUUUCAUGGAGUAAUCGUUUUCUUUCACUCAACUACCUUUGUCCAGCAACCAUUGUCAUCACUCAGUAACUUUUCAAAUUACAGAAUGUGAUCAUAAACUGUGACGCAAUAGCUUAUAAAGAAGUUUAAAUUAGUCGUCUCCUCUCUGUAAAACUUAGUUUUGAGGUAUCCAAUUUUAUUUAGAUGCGUUUUUUUACAACACCUAAAGGAUAAAGAUGAUCUGUUGACGUGAUAGACACCUUACAAUAAAGCCAUUUAUGACUGACAUGUACUAAAUAUCUCAUCCGUGCAAUUCGUGCCUGGUCAGUACACAGUGUUUCUUUUAUUUAAAUCAAGGUCAUUUCAGAGGCGUGAUUUGUUUUUAUGAGACUAUGAACUCAUUUUUAAUUUGGUCUCUAUGUGCUGUAGAUAUGCUUUUCUGUAGUAACUUUGGUGACUCGUUUUGUUCAUAGUUUCAUGUCUUUUCAAUGAUAUCAUCUGGAGUCAUGGAGUAGUUGUCUUUAUAUUAACUACUAAAGUAGCUAACACUGUACAAUGUACAGGAGGAAUGGGAGAGGAUGAACAAUGAAAUGUAUGAUGUUGUGUUUCUCUUUAAUGACAGAGUGAUUUCUGUACAGAAAAAUGUGUCAAAGACAGAUGGGUGACUGGUAGACAAAAACACUGGACCAUAAGAUCUGUGAGCUUUUUUUUUGGAAAUAUCUGUCAAAU